AUGCCAGAAUGUCUUUUCGAUCGCCGACACACGCCAAAGAAGCCAAAGCGGUACCUUGUCUGGUGGCAGGAACCGGAGAUGGCCAGUCGUCGAGAUUAUCGCAGCCAACCUCUAUUCUGGCCCGGACCAAAGCGAGCUGAUACUCGAUUUGCCCAUCCAUUCGAGGAGGAUGACACUUUGUGGACAUGCCAUGAAUAUGGAUCCCACCGACUGCCCCCUCCCCCUCCCACAGCAGCUAAAAAAGACCCCGAUUUUGAAGCGAACUGCGGCCUGCUUUACGACUGGCUGGGAUGCUGUCCCAUCUGCCGAGGGCGGAAGCAAGUUGGUGAUUGGAUGGGCGAUAUCGCUCUGAAAGCUGGUUGCAGCGGCGACUGGAGGGUCGGUGGCCAGACUUUGCCCCGACCCCGUGCCAAGGGGGGGGGAGGUGCAAGAAUCUGGGGCCAGCCGAACUCGCCCUCGGAAGCAGGCGAGAUUCAAUGUUCACUCACACAAUGCCCCAGACACCGGCUGGAGACGACGAGAAGUUGCGCUACCCGAACCCACCGGGACUGUGAGCCAAGUCGUCCGUCGGCAGGAGCCUCUGAGCCCUGCCCUGCCGCAAUACGGCUUGAGCCUCAUUGA
Messenger RNA from Protopolystoma xenopodis, 621 nucleotides. The record is from the annotation of a GenBank genome assembly. NCBI's taxonomy places the organism in Eukaryota, Metazoa, Platyhelminthes, Monogenea, Polystomatidea, Polystomatidae.